Messenger RNA from Pteropus alecto (black flying fox), 7591 nucleotides. RefSeq names its product integrin subunit alpha 9 (gene ITGA9). The record is from RefSeq and is a predicted model, not a curated record. Bases 1 to 3033 code for a protein of 1010 amino acids. Gene Ontology annotation, molecular function: integrin binding. Gene Ontology annotation, cellular component: integrin complex; external side of plasma membrane. The transcript has 28 exons. Lineage: Eukaryota; Metazoa; Chordata; Mammalia; Chiroptera; Pteropodidae. Gene Ontology annotation, biological process: cell-cell adhesion; integrin-mediated signaling pathway; cell adhesion mediated by integrin.
AUGCAGAUCCCACAGUUUCGGGAUGCUCUUGGCGACAUCCCACCCGCGUCUCCCUGGCUUCAAGCCUCUCCCCGCGCCGCUGUGCCCAGGAAGCAGAGUAACCCCGGGAUGGUCCUCGUGGGUGCACCAAAGGCAGAUUCCAAAUACAGCACUUCAGUGAAGUCCCCUGGGGCUGUGUUCAAGUGCCGCGUUCACACCAACCCUGACCGGAGAUGCACCGAACUGGACAUGGCUCGAGGGAAGAAUCGGGGCAUGUCCUGUGGUAAGACCUGCCGAGAAGACCGGGAUGAUGAGUGGAUGGGGGUGAGCCUUGCCCGGCAGCCCAAGGCUGAUGGCCGAAUUUUGGCCUGUGCCCACCGCUGGAAGAACAUCUACUACGAAACAGACCACAUCCUGCCCCACGGCUUCUGUUACAUCAUCCCGUCCAACCUCCAGGCCAAAGGCAGGACGCUGAUCCCUUGCUAUGAAGAGUACAAGAAGAAGUACGGAGAGGAACACGGCUCCUGCCAGGCUGGGAUAGCAGGCUUCUUCACCGAGGAGCUGGUGGUGAUGGGCGCCCCGGGGUCAUUUUACUGGGCUGGGACGGUCAAAGUGCUGAACCUCACAGACAACACCUACUUCAAACUGAAUGACGAAGCCAUCAUGAACAGGCGGUACACUUACCUGGGCUAUGCAGUUACCGCCGGCCACUUCUCUCACCUGUCCACCACCGAUGUGGUAGGAGGCGCCCCGCAGGAUGAAGGCAUCGGAAAGGUUUAUAUUUUUAGAGCUGACCGAAGAUCAGGCACCUUAAUUAAGAUUUUUCAGGCAUCAGGUAAAAAGAUGGGCUCUUACUUCGGCUCCUCCUUGUGUGCAGUUGACCUGAACGCGGACGGCCUCUCUGACCUGCUGGUGGGGGCCCCCAUGUAUUCCGAGAUCAGGGACGAGGGGCAGGUCACCGUCUACAUCAACAGAGGAAAUGGGGCCCUGGAGGAACAGCUGGCCCUGCCUGGGGAUGGCGCCUACAACGCGCACUUCGGGGAGAGCAUCGCCAGCCUGGGCGACCUUGACGACGAUGGGUUCCCAGAUGUGGCCAUUGGCGCACCCAUGGAGGAGGACUUCUCAGGGGCGGUCUACAUCUACCAUGGUGACCUCGGUGGAAUCGUCCCUCAGUACUCAAUGAAACUGUCGGGGCGGAAGAUAAGUCCAGUUCUACGGAUGUUUGGACAGUCCAUAUCAGGGGGCAUUGAUAUGGAUGGAAAUGGCUAUCCUGAUGUGACUGUUGGAGCCUUCAUGUCUGACAGUGUGGUUCUUCUAAGGGCGAGACCCGUCAUUACGGUAGUCAGCUCCAUCUUCCUCCCAGCCUCCAUUAACAUCACGGCGCCUCAGUGUCACGAUGGACUGCAGCCUGUCAACUGCCUGAACGUCACCGCCUGCUUUAGCUUCCACGGCAGGCAUGUUCCUGGAGAAAUUGGCCUGAAUUACGUUCUGACAGCUGAUGUGGCUAAAAAGGAGAAGAGCCAGUUGCCCAGGGUCUACUUCGUGUUGCAUGGAGAGUCCGUGGGUCAGGUCUCAGAGAAGCUGCAUCUGGUCCACAUGGAGGAGACGUGUCAUCACUAUGUGGCCCACGUGAAGCGGAGAGUGCAGGAUGUCAUCAGCCCCAUCGUAUUUGAAGCCGCCUACAGCCUGGGUGAGCACGUGACUGGAGAGGAGGACAGGGAACUGCCGGCUCUGACACCAGUGCUCCGCUGGAAAAAGGGACAGAAGAUUGCCCAAAAGAAUCAGACUGUUUUUGAAAGGAAUUGCCGUUCCGAGGACUGUGCCGCUGACCUGCAGCUUCAAGGUCAGCUGUUGCUGUCUAGCAUUGAUGAGAAAACCCCAUAUCUAGCUUUGGGGGCUGUGAAGAAUAUCUCCCUGAAUAUCUCCAUCUCCAACCUCGGGGACGAUGCCUAUGAUGCCAAUGUGUCCUUCAACGUUUCCCGAGAGCUCUUCUUUAUCAACAUGUGGCAGAAGGAGGAAAUGGGCAUUUCCUGUGAACUGCUGGAAUCGGACUUCCUCAAAUGCAGUGUGGGAUUUCCUUUCAUGAGGUCAAAGUCAAAGUAUGAAUUCAGCGUCAUCUUUGAUACAAGCCACCUGUCAGGGGAAGAGGAAGUUCUUAGCUUCAUCGUUACUGCUCAGAGCGGCAACGUGGAGCGCUCAGAAUCUCUGCAUGACAACACCCUCACGCUGACGGUGCCGCUCAUGCAUGAAGUGGACACGUCCGUCACUGGAAUCAUGUCUCCAACCUCCUUCGUGUAUGGCGAGUCAGUGGACGCAUCCAGCUUCAUUCAGCUGGAUGAUCUGGAGUGCCAUUUCCAGCCCCUCAACGUCACCCUUCAGGUCUAUAACACUGGACCAAGCACCCUUCCUGGGUCAUCCGUCAGCAUCUCUUUCCCCAAUCGGCUGUCAUCUGGAGGUGCAGAAAUGUUUCACGUCCAGGAGAUGACGGUGGGCCAAGAGAAAGGAAACUGUUCUUUCCAGAGAAACCCAACCCCUUGCAUCAUCCCUCAAGAACAAGAAAAUAUUUUCCAUACCAUAUUUGCUUUUUUCACAAAGUCUGGAAGAAAAGUCUUGGAUUGUGAAAAACCAGGAAUUUCUUGCCUAACAAUGCACUGUAAUCUGAGUGCACUCGCUAAAGAAGAAAGUCGUACCAUAGACAUUUACAUGCUGCUGAACACAGAAAUAUUGAAGAAGGACAGUUCCUCUGUCAUUCAGUUCAUGACCCGCGCCAAGGUGAAGGUGGACCCUGCCCUACGGGUGGUGGAGAUAGCCAACGGGAACCCAGAAGAGAUGACGGUGGUCUUCGAGGCCUUGCACAACCUGGAGCCCCGUGGCUACGUCGUGGGAUGGAUCAUCGCCAUAAGUCUGCUGGUGGGAAUCCUCAUCUUCCUGCUGCUGGCCGUGCUGCUCUGGAAGAUGGGCUUCUUUCGCCGAAGGUACAAAGAAAUUAUUGAAGCUGAGAAGAACCGGAAAGAGAACGAAGACAGUUGGGACUGGGUCGAAAAAAGCCAGUGACCUGCCACACCCGUCACGUGACCCAACCAUUUCGCCUGUCGUCCUUGAUCUUUGUAUCUUCCAUAUUUGGAAGAAAGAAUCUUCUCCAGAUUUUUCGGAGGCCCCACUGAUGCUGUUCUCGUCCUCAUUCUGUCAUGCCCAGGCACCAACCUGAGGCAGCCACUUUGGCCAGGUCGCAUGACUGGAGCCACCACCACUUCCUUUUAAAGAUGAACUCUGAACUUUGGAAAGCAAGCUACGGAGCCGAGCAAUAUUUAUGGAUGCAACAUGCGUGGUCAACCCUCAGGGGAAAACUGUUACCUAAAAGUAUUUUUAUAAAUAUAAGCCUUUUAUACUGAUUAUGUCUUUAUAUUUGUAUCGAUGUUUUAUUAUUUCUAUUAAAUAGUUAUAUAAUUCACUCAAGCACUGAUAUCUGGCCUGAAAUCUUGGAAACACAUGUACAUUCAUACAAAUUUUAAAGGAUAAAAAUCUUACUGUUCUUUGGAAUUUACUGUUAAAAUAGACUUGCAGAUAAAAUAAUCUGAAGAAACCUCAUGUAACGAAUCCACCGAACUGUCAGUGCUGCAUAUAAACUGGUCGUGGCAGGACCCCUAAGACAUUUCACAUCUUUAUUGCCUGGAGUCAAGUUUGAAGUCGUGUGCUAAGGAACUCUAAGUUUUUUCAUACGUACUUUUCAUUGGAAGAUUCCCAACAGGAAUUUGGAUGGAAAAACCUGAUUCCUAAACAAGUCUGCUCUGCGUCACCUCUGUACAGCAAACACCCACCCUCCUUCCACUUGGAUGAAUAGAAGGGAGCUUGGAGCAACUCCAGUCAGUCAUCUGGUAAACCUCAAUGGCAUCUCAUCCUGGACAUCAUGCAUCAGAGUCCAUGUACCACGAGGACUAAAUUAGUGCCCACCGAGCAAAGACUUAGGUCUGAAUGCUGUGACGUGUUGCCUUCUCAUGGUCAUUUGAGUUCAGAGGUCUUCAUUUCCCCCAUCACUCUUGCCAUUCCAGCUAAUGAUAAUUGCAGAUUCCUUCCCAGCGAUGACUGUCUAAACUGUUCUUAUUUUUUAAAUAGUAUCUUCAGUGGGGUCCCCCAAAAGCAGACCCAAGACAAGGAUCUGCGUGCAAGUAACUUAUUAAGGAGGUAUUUCCAGGGGACGCCAGUAAGGGAGUGAGCGAAACAGGACAGGAAAGGAGAGGAAGCCAGGUAAGGGUGCCAUUUCAGGGAAGGUCCCAUGGAAGGUGGCUUCAGCCUGGUCCUGCAGGGGAGCUCUGGACGGUAAGCUGUUCUCUCAGAUGUCCCAACCUAAUGCAAGGGAGCUGAGCUUUCAUAUUCUUGCACCCAGGGGAGAUGUAAACUUUCUGUUCUCAGUUCCUACUGGUGAAACAGUCCCAGUAGCUGAGGGGUAGUCCUCUAAAAGAGAGCUGCAGGUAUACCCCCAACAUGGGGAGGCCUAGAGAACUGAUGCAAAGAGAUCUGGGCAUAACCCCAACAUCUUCCCCUAUCUCAUGCAUGUGUGAAUGAUGAGUUAUGGCCUUCAAUAUUUAAGCCUUCUGUUUGACAGUGUUUAGUAUCAGAUACACUGUGCUGCGUGCAGUUUUGAGUGCAUCGUGAUUUUCUAAAAGGCCAAUGAGAUGAUGGCUGUAGCAUGCUCAGCGCUGCAGCUGGCCCAGAGUAAACACUCAGUAACCAUUAGCAGCUUUGACUGCUGUUACCACUGCAGGAUAACCAUCUAAUAAGAAAAAAACAUGGCUCAGAGCUGGGUCUGACAACCAGUCCUUCAUGGCUUAUCAGAGCCUGCUCAAGCCCCAGAAAGAUACAGAUGGCAUCAAAUGGGAAUGAAACAAGAAACAGGAUGAAGGGAUCUUUGUUAUAAGGCCUUGAUUACUGGAAGCUCACAUGGGGUGGGAAAGGGGGGUUCUGUGAACAUUGUUGAAAAGACACGGAACUCAACUUCAGGGGAGACAGGUUUUCUAUACAGGUAGCUAAUACUUACAAACAUGUCUAAAGUUUUGGCCAAAUUGUGAGAGUGCUGGACAGUUGCAAACCUAGCAUGGAACGUGUCUUUUCGUUUCUGGUUGUGCAGUUGACUCUGAUGUAGGAAGAUAAUAAGUGUAUCAUGCUUCCCUUCCUGGUGAAUAUGGGAAUAGACAGCAAAAGCCAGAGGGUCAAUGGCAUGAAGGAAGCUGAUCUUAGAAUGAAGUUAGGGGUGUUGCGGCUAGCAGAGCGAUGGAGGCACAGAGGUAACUCCAGGGCAGAUGCAGGCAGGGAAACCAGUUCUCGCUGGGAGUUUGCCUGUGAGUUUUAUCAAAAGUAGCAUAAGCAGUCUUGAAUUGGUUUUAGUCACUCAUUUAAAGGAUAUUUAUAGGGCCCCUGCUGUGUAUCAAGAACUAUACUAACUCCUAGAGGUUCCCCAGAGGACACCACAGGCACAUUUUGCCUGAGGGAGGCAAACCUUCCCAAAAUGGAGUACAGGGUGUGGAUCCUUUUGUGAAAUCCCAUUUACAGCUUUCUUCUGAUGGAUUCUUGUUCAUUGUGUUAUGUUGUCCUUUAAUAAAUCACCCAGAAUUCUUACUUAGGUGGUAGGUUUGGGACAGCUCCAACAGUGGUUUGUCCAAACGCCAUUAUAGCCACUAACUAGCCUCCUAGAAGGAAUGCAGAUGCAUUGGUGACACUGUGGAAGGGUGACUUUCAGGCCCACAGUUCUUCCAGCCAUAGGGGAAUGCCUCAUUUCAACAAGGACAGGCUCCUGUGGGCAAUGUCAGAGCUGGAUCCGUUUGCUCUUAGAAUGGUAGACAGACCUGAGUAGACCAGGAGAUCACUAAGACUUCAUGAGGCAGUUUCUGAGAAAAUCAUUCUUGGCAUCCGCAAGAGAACAUACUGACUGCCACUCCAAGGACCCAUUUGGGAGGGAUGGUGCCUCUGCUUGUCCAAUCAUGCUGAGUAGCAGGUGGGGCUACAGGGAUUGGGGAGUUAACCGUUUAGCCCACUGAUAGAGGAAGAAGUCCCACACGCUGUCAGUGCUCUCCCAGCUUGGACCGUGCACCAGCCACAUCCCAGUUCAGAAGGCCUCAGUAGGCUCUCGGCGCAAGCAGACGGGGUGAGUUGUCGUGUCUGUGUUACUUCUCCAGAAUAUUCUUUUACGGCUCCACAGUGCAUUCAAUUUGCUACCCUGCCCGUUUCUGAAGGGUCACUGUGGACUCUGAUAAAACAUUCUCUUGCACAGCAUCCUUUCAGUCUGCUUCAGCUUUUAGUUAUGUUUCACUGUGGUUUUAACCAACUGUCAGAAGGAUUGAGAUGCUUUUUAAAUAUGAAAAAGGACCUUUGUAGAAACUGAGCAAAAGCAUGCCCCCCUUUUUAAAAACGAUUCGCUUAUGCUCAAUUUACCUGGGACUCACCAGUUUGGAACAUCCCUAGAGUGAGCCUCGGACCUGUCACAAAGAGACCACGAAGUUUAGGAACAAGGAGGCAUUAGAAGGAGUGAGUGGAUCCACUGGCUUCACAGUGACUGACGGCACACAUCUGGAAUCAAUUACCGCUGAGGUCACUGAGGCUCUCCCAGUCAGUUCUUCAGGAAAAUCCCAUCAGCAUCACUAGGAAUAUUUUCAAGUUUGAUAAACGUAGAAAAUUCAGUAGAAAGUUUUUCUUCACCAAGUCAUGUGUAGUCUACGGUCCUUGAGCCAAAGGCAAGGAGAUUGAGAACAAACAGAAAACCAGCGGGCCUACUGAAAAUAUUUGGAACCUGUUUUCAAUACAAAGCAUAGUGGAUCCCUAAAGUGAUAUACAUUGCUGUGUGCUACCUGUUCAACCCUGGCAGAAUAAUUAUUUUAAAGGUUAUUCUGCUUUUAUUUUUGGAUGAGGCAUUAUGCCCAGGCGAAUACAGUUAUGCACAGGUUACAUAUGAAACAUCUGGUAAAACCUACCUACACCGGGUUCAAACCUCUGGAAAUUUACAGGCACUGUGAAGAACUAUAAUUUGGGGAAAAUGGCCCUUUAGCAGAAGAAAGGCAGAAAAUGAGUAUAUUGGAUUAUAUCAUUUUGGAAAUGAUAUAAUCCAAUAUACAGGGCUUUAGUCGAUGUUUUCUUCUGCUAUACAGAGCAAUAAUAUACACAGUGGAGAAUAGUUUCUGAAACAAUGGUUGAAGGGAGAAUAGAGAGCAAAUAGGGUCAAACCAUAAACCUUCUAGAAUGUUUUCUGAUUUUCAGCACAUUGUAGGGAUAAUGAACAAAUUUCUCACAUGGUGCAAUGCUUUACAGCACAAUGAUUUCAGACUUUUUUAAGGUUGUUUUUUUUUUAAUUCUAAUGUGCACGGUGUGACUGGCAGAGUGAGUUUCAAAGCUUUAAGAGUUAUUAAUUGCAUGGCAGGCACCCACGCUAACUUCACUUCCAGACCAUGACUGAUGCAUCCAUGUACGUUUCCAUUGAGGACUUUUGGUGGGAGGGGUGUUCCUCCUCGUGAAGUCACAUGUAUUAAAAAAAAAAAAAUGUCUAUGCAGUCACUUCUAACUCACUUGCACUGUUUGGGAAAUGCAGGUUUACAAAAAUACAUGUUUGGAAUAAAAAAAAAAAAAU